AUGGGGGCGGACGGCCCCUGGCUGGUGCUGCUGGGCUUGGGGAGCCUGGUGGGUGGCGCAGCCGGCUCGACCCCGCCCGGCGGGCGCGGCACCGCCUCCUACGCCCUGAUCGUGCCGCGGCAGCUGGCGCCGCGCGCCGGGCAGGACCCGCGGGAGGUCUCCUACCUGCUGGAGGUGGAGGGGCGGGGCCGCGUCGUGCACCUGAGGCAGAAACGGCUCUUCGUGCCCGAGCACUUCGCCCUCUUCACCUACCGGCCGGGCGGGGCCCUCCAGCGGGACCAGCCCUUCGUGCGCCGCGACUGCUUCUACCAGGGCUACGUGCAGGGCAGCCCCGCCUCGCUGGCCGCCCUCAGCACCUGCUCGGGCGGGCUCCGCGGCAUGCUGCGCACGGCGCAGGGCAGCUACGAAAUCGAGCCCGUGCCGGACUCCGCCACCUUCCAGCACGUGCUGUACCGGGUGGAGGAGGGGGCCGCCGGCCUGCGGUGCGGCUUGACCGACCAGGAGCUGCAGCGCCAGGCCGCCUUGAUCCCUGGCUUAGGGGGCCUGUUGGCCAGGCAAGCGCCUGAGGGCGUCUGGUGGACACAUACCCGCUACGUGGAAGUCGUCUUCGUGGUGGAGAAUGAACGAUUCGUCCAGUCAGGCAGAAACGAAACCACAGUCCUGCAGCAAAUGCUAGACAUAGUCAAUAUAGGAGACUCGAUGUACGAUCCCCUGGGCGUGCGCUUGUUCCUUGUGGGGCUGGAGAUCUGGACACAAAACAACCUUAUCCCAAUUAAUAAUAGCAUAGGUGUGAUGCUUGGCACUUUUAACAACUGGAGGAGAGAUGAACUGUAUCACCGGCUGCCCCAUGAUGCAGGUCACUUACUCACAUAUCAAGGUUUUGGAAUUACCCUUGGAUUAGCAUAUGUAGGAACAGUGUGUUCUCAUCAUUGGGCAUCAGCUGUUCUUUCUUUCAGGGCUGAGAGGUUGUACUCAUUUUCCAUUGUUUUUACUCAUGAAUUGGGCCAUAACCUCGGCAUGAGCCAUGAUAAUGGUGAUUGUAAAUGUAAACGCAGUGAGUGCAUCAUGGCUGCGUACCACAGCAUCACUGAUCUGUUCAGUAACUGCAGCUAUAUCUACUAUUUCAAUUUAAUGACUACUGGUGCAGAGUGUCUGCUUGAUCCUCCAGCACCGGAGAAAGUUUAUACACUCAAGUACUGUGGCAACAAGGUGGUGGAAAGUGGAGAGCAGUGUGACUGUGGCUCAAAAUUUAAUUGUGAAAAGGAUCCUUGUUGCCAACCCAAUUGUACAUUGAGUGCAGGUGCAGCUUGUGCUUUUGGAGAAUGCUGUGAAGACUGUCAGAUACUUCCAGCAGGAAGACUAUGUAGAAAAAGUACUGAUGAGUGUGACCUUCCUGAAUAUUGCAAUGGGACUUCAGAGUGGUGCCAGAAGGAUGUAUAUGUGCAAGAUGGAGCCCUAUGCCAGAACGAUGCCUACUGCUAUCGUGGAAACUGCUCUAGCCAUGAUCGACAGUGCAAAAUGAUUUUUGGUAAACAAGCAAAGGUUGCUCCAUUAGUUUGUUUCAGAGAAUUGAAUACUCAAGGUGACCGGUUUGGCAAUUGUGGUCUUAAUAGCAAUACUAAAUAUAAGAAAUGUCAAGCAGAAGAUACCUUAUGUGGUAGGGUCCAAUGUGAAAACAUGAACAGAAUACCAUCUUUGGAGAACCAUAGUACCAUACUUCAAACUCCAGUUGAUAAUAACUGGUGCUGGGGUACAGACUAUCAUCAUGGGAUGGAUAUAGCAGAUAUUGGAGCAGUGAGAGAUGGCACAUCUUGUGGUCCUGACAAGAUUUGUGUUAAGAUGAGUUGUGUCAAUGUGUCACUCCUGAAUUAUGACUGUAACAUAACAAAGUGCCAUAAUAGAGGAAUAUGCAACAGUCAUAAAAACUGUCAUUGUAAUUAUGGCUGGGCACCUCCAGACUGUCAACAUAAAGGAUAUGGAGGGAGCAUUGACAGUGGACCACCUCCACCUGUGAAGGCCCCCGGGGGAGGUGCUAUUGGAAUACCAAUAUUCCUUGCUGCUGCUGCUGUUCUUGGGAUUGGGCUUUGUGUAUAUUUUAAAACUGCACUAAUGGGAUGGCUUAGAACAUCAGUGGCCAGAUUCCACCCAACACAGCAAGCAGAUGCUUCCAGUGAUGGAAAGGGAGUCCCCGGUCGCUCACGUGAGACAACUGCUACUGUGUCAAAACCUGUCGUAGAGUCCAUGGAUAAAGCAUGGGAUUUUGUGUAACAGAAAAUAAUGUAUAAACAAUAUAUUUACCUCUUUUAA
Emys orbicularis (European pond turtle) is the source of this 2307-nucleotide messenger RNA. Its product is annotated as disintegrin and metalloproteinase domain-containing protein 20-like. Gene Ontology annotation, biological process: proteolysis; male gonad development. Gene Ontology annotation, molecular function: metalloendopeptidase activity. Lineage: Eukaryota; Metazoa; Chordata; Testudines; Emydidae. Gene Ontology annotation, cellular component: external side of plasma membrane; sperm head plasma membrane; plasma membrane. The record is from RefSeq and is a predicted model, not a curated record. Bases 1 to 2268 code for a protein of 755 amino acids. The transcript has a single exon.